Fonsecaea nubica is the source of this 1191-nucleotide messenger RNA. RefSeq lists its product as hypothetical. The record is from RefSeq and is a predicted model, not a curated record. Gene Ontology annotation, biological process: regulation of gene expression; rRNA processing; primary miRNA processing. NCBI's taxonomy places the organism in Eukaryota, Fungi, Ascomycota, Eurotiomycetes, Chaetothyriales, Herpotrichiellaceae. Bases 1 to 1191 code for a protein of 396 amino acids. Gene Ontology annotation, molecular function: double-stranded RNA binding; ribonuclease III activity. The transcript has a single exon. Gene Ontology annotation, cellular component: nucleus.
AUGAAGAGGUCGAGGCUCCUGAGAUGGAGCGGCACUGUACUCUCACCUCGAACGAGACCAGAACCUCUCCAAUGUCAGUUCCACCUCCAUCGACGUUUCCAAGCAACUGCCGCUGCACCCUCAGAACCCGAAAAUGAAUCUCUCCAUCAGGUCACAGAUGGACCGUACCUGUCGGAAGAAGAACUCAUGAAGCUACCCUCACCUCCGGUUGCCGCAGCGAAAACGUCUGCCAAACUAGCUGCCUUGCAUGCUCGACUCGCCCUACCUUCUCGAUUUCCCCUCGAAACUCUGGCACGAACCCUCAUUGACGACUCGGCGGAUCGCUCUAUGCGGUUCAACAACAAAGCAUUUGCUCUGCUUGGGAAUGAUUUGUUGGGUUUCUACACCUCUGAAUACAUUAUCAGUCAAUACCCAAGGUUACCACUCGCCGUCAUAUACGCGGCCAUGUACGCAUAUCAUGGUCCGGCGACGUUGACGCAGAUGACCAGAGAAUGGGGUGUGGAAGCUGCGGCGGAGCCUGGAGGGGAGGUUGACCCAGGUCUGUUGCAGUUCAAGAGAAUGCCGCCGGAACAAGCUCUUGGAGUCGGAGACGGAGCUUCAGGAUCAAGCAGCAGCAAUAGUGAUCCGAGAGCAAAAUGGACGCGGAGUUUAAGCGCCAAGUCGGUACACAACGAUCAGUUUGGUGAACUGCCAGAACGUCCAAUUCCGGCAGAGGAUUUGGCCUCGAAAGGCGUUACUCUACAACGAGCCAGCACAAACUUUGUGAGAGCGGUGAUUGGUGCAGUAUACUUGCAUGCUGGAAGAGCCGCCGCGAAGAAAUUCUACAGUGACCACUUCAUGUCUCGACAAUUGGACAUGUCGAGUCUGUUCCAGUUCAAGAACCCCACCCGAGAUUUGAGUCGACUAUGUGGAAGAGAAGGAUUCCAGGCACCUGUGGCCAAGAUUUUGAGUGAAACUGGUCGGAAGAGCAGGACCCCUGUCUUUGUGGUGGGAAUAUAUUCAGGCAGUGACCUGUUAGGAGAAGGUGCAGGGGCCAGCUUGGACGAAGCGAGAACACGAGCAGCUGUCGCAGCGCUCAAGGGGUGGUAUCUCUACAGCCCGACCGAAUUUCGACUGCCCAGCGAAAUGGAAGAGCCCGGAGCCAAACCAUGGAACCCGAUUUUGGUGGAUGCAGGCGAAGUUGUCGGCUAG